AUGGUGAAUUCAACUUUAUCUUAUUUCAUUCUUGGAGCUUAUAUGCAUGUUGGAGGUUUGAAAUAUUUCUGUUUCAUGUUAACUGCGAUGUUAUACGUUGUUAUCAUUACUGCCAACACAUCACUCACUGUGGUUAUCUGUAUGAACAGAAGCUUACAUGAACCUAUGUACCUUUUUCUGUGCAGCCUGUUUAUAAAUGAACUGUAUGGUAGUACAGGGUUCUUCCCAUUCCUUCUGGUUCAGAUCCUCUCUGAUAUUCACACUGUUUCUGCUUCUCUCUGCUUCCUGCAGAUUUUCUGUUUGUAUACGUAUGCAAAUAUACAGUUUAGUAAUUUAGCCAUCAUGUCUUAUGACAGAUACCUCGCUAUCUGUUGUCCUCUACAAUAUAACACACGGAUGACUUCUAACAGGUCAGUCAUCUUUAUUAUUGUGAUAUGGUUGUACUCAUUUGUGAAAUUUCUUAUUACUUUAUCCUUAAACAUCCGUUUGACAUUGUGUGGAAACAUCAUAAACAGUUUGUAUUGCAAUAACUACUUUAUUGUUAAGCUGGCAUGUUCUGACACCAAAGUCAAUAACAUUUAUGGGCUUUUUGACACUUUUCUCUCCGUCGUAGUCCCUCUGUUUCCAAUCCUUUUCUCUUAUAUGAAAAUUCUUAAAGUUUGUUUUUCUGGUUCUAAACAGACCAGACAGAAAGCCGUCAGUACCUGCACACCUCACCUCGCUUCCCUCCUUAACUUUUCUUUUGCAUGUUUGUUUGCAACACUUCAGAGUAGAUUUGAUGUGAGCAGUGUUUCCAGUGUGCUGAGAAUCAUUGUGUUGGUUUAUCUGCUGAUCAUUCCAGUUCUGAAUCCUAUCAUGUAUGGACUGCAAACGUCAAAAAUACGAAAUCUGUUCUGUUCUAAAAUGUUGGCCGGUCAUAGAGAUACUAUGUAGAUGUGAUGAGAAAAGAGUCAGUAAAUCAUUCAUUUGUAACACUUUGCAUUGAAACAUUUAGAGAUUUGAAAAGUACUGACAGUGUCUCACUGCCAAUGAAUAAUGUAGAUUGUGAUGUAUUGAAAUAAAGUUCCAGUAAUUAAUUUAAAGAAUUUUAAGAGGUCAAGGUGGAUCGUGGACAUUGACAGACAUUUUUGUAUUAAACCAACACCAUGAUCUUUCCCUCACCUUAACCAAAUGCUGCCAGAGUCUAAACAAACCCAUAAAACUGUUUGAUAAUGAUGCAGUCACUACAAGCUGAUAUUGGACUGCAAUAUCAGAUAUUUUGGCAGGCAAACAUUCCCGUCUCUAUUCCAGAGAAACUCGACUGUCUCGUGAGAGGAUCCCCUUGUAGCAGAAAUGCUCGAUAUUUGCAAAACAUGGCAGAUCCUGUCACUGUGGACGACAACAUUUCAGCAUUGAGAAAAACACACACCUGUGUAUUUUUAUUGCUUGU
Messenger RNA from Thunnus maccoyii (southern bluefin tuna), 1429 nucleotides. Its product is annotated as olfactory receptor 1038-like. The transcript has a single exon. Gene Ontology annotation, cellular component: membrane. Bases 1 to 933 code for a protein of 310 amino acids. The record is from RefSeq and is a predicted model, not a curated record. Gene Ontology annotation, biological process: G protein-coupled receptor signaling pathway. NCBI's taxonomy places the organism in Eukaryota, Metazoa, Chordata, Actinopteri, Scombriformes, Scombridae. Gene Ontology annotation, molecular function: olfactory receptor activity; G protein-coupled receptor activity.